Messenger RNA from Drosophila nasuta, 2158 nucleotides. RefSeq names its product peptide deformylase, mitochondrial. NCBI's taxonomy places the organism in Eukaryota, Metazoa, Arthropoda, Insecta, Diptera, Drosophilidae. The record is from RefSeq and is a predicted model, not a curated record. Gene Ontology annotation, biological process: N-terminal protein amino acid modification; peptidyl-methionine modification. The transcript has 2 exons. The coding region runs from base 206 to 913 and encodes 235 amino acids. Gene Ontology annotation, molecular function: peptide deformylase activity. Gene Ontology annotation, cellular component: mitochondrion.
UAAAAUAAACUAGCAGUUCACAUAUUUUAUAUGUUGUGUUAUUACUUGUUAAAGCCGUACAACGCGUGUGAUAUUUACUGCAAUUUAAAUGCAGCUAUUUAGCUUCUUGUAAAGCCACCAAAUUAAAGAGAUACAGUUCCAUUCAUUUAAAUUAGAUGUUUAUAGAGUUACGCCGGUGGCUGACUAUUAGAUUUUUGUAGACCAAAUGUUGUUAAAACAGCUGACAUUACAUAGUAGCCAACCCGCUCGUUACCUAAGCACCAGCUUAGCGAGGCCCCAAUCCUUUAGAAAAUGGUACCAGCAACUAUGGACAACCAAGCGCACAAAUCUGCCACCAUACGGCCACUUCACACAAAUCGGAGAUCCCGUGCUCCGUGACAAGGCAGCCGAGGUGCCCGCAGACUAUGUGGACAGCAAGGAGAUCCGGGCGAUCGUUGAUCAGAUGGUGAGUGUGCUGCGCAAGUACAACUGUGUGGGCAUUGCGGCGCCCCAAAUAGGUGUCUCCCUGCGUAUUAUCGCCAUGGAAUUUAAUCCAAGCAUCAAAAAGGAACUGCCCGAUAUCACGUGGAAAACGCGUCAAAUGUCCGAGCUGCCGCUAACAGUGUUUAUCAAUCCCCAGCUAGCAGUCACCGAUUACAUUAAGCACAAACAUGCCGAGGGCUGCAUGAGUGUGCGUGGCUUCUCCGGGGAAGUGGAGCGAUAUGGGGGCGUUAAACUCUCAGGCCUAAAUAGAGACGGUGUCGCCACAGAGCUGGAGCUGAGCGGAUGGAAUGCACGCAUAGCACAGCAUGAAAUGGAUCAUUUGGAUGGCAAGCUGUAUAUCGAUCACAUGGAUCGAUCCACGUUUAUGUGCACGUGCUGGGAGACGGUGAACACAAAGUCGGGACGCGUCGAAAUACCAUUUUAUAAAUAAUUUUGUAUGUGAUGAAUUUCGUUUAUAACAUGGAAUGUAAAUGUUCAAAUUGAUUGGCAACUCCUCUUCUAUGCAUGUAUAUUCACUUAUCGGUCAUGUACAUCCUUAGAUGUUGAUUAGCCGUGCCCAGCGCCGUCUUCGCCUUGAAAUACUCGGGGCUAUCCCACAGAGCACGUUUGUCCAUCAUAUAUGUGAACAACUCGUCGUACUCGCGCUGCAACAACUUGUGUGUGGUUGACACCUUCCCACGCAGCUCGUCAAUUGCCCGCAACAAGCGCAAACGCGUCACAUCAAAGAUUGCAGCCUCUUCAACUUCAGGUGCAGUCUUGGUGACGCCUUCUUGCUGAAGCGUUCGUAGAUGCAUGCGCAUAUUCUGCCAAUCGUCCCAUUGCAACUGCAGGCACUUUCCCAAAUACUUGAGCACUGCGGUCCGUAGAAUGAACUGCCGGAUACCGGGAUGCGCAAUAUCGCGAACUCGCGCUCGGAACAUGCCUCUCAACAGUUGCUCAAAUCCUGUGAUUAGUUAAUGAUUACAUUGAAUGUUGUUAUAGCUGUGUAGUUUACUUCAAUGUGAAAACUAUUUCCCACAUUCUCAAGCAUAUCCAUUUCAAGUGGGAACUUAAAAACCAAAGCUAAAAUAUAAAAGAAAAUUUUGAAAAUAUGAAAAGAACGAUGUCGAAGUUGCUGUUGCAACCUUUCUGUAAUUAUUGUUCCCAAUGAAUAAUUUGUUAUAAUUUCCGUUUGCUAUAGUACAUAUAGCUGGAUUUAUGAGUUUUCUUAUAAAAAAAACUAUAAUUGAAAUCAAACUAUUUCAUAUUUAUCUUUAACUUCAGUUCAAAUUAAGUUAUGUACAUAUAUCAAAAGCCAUCUUUAAAUUACAUUUUAAUUUCUACCUAAAUUUCUCAUUCAUAAUCAAUCGAUCAUGCAAUAAAUCCACAAUGUAUAAAUCUUAAACUACAAAAUCCAUUCUGUCAAAUAAACCUCUAUCUAAUCCAAAUCCAAAGAUUAAAAGAAAAAACGCGCAGAUUAUACAAAAGUCGUCCGAUUAGAUAUAUUUAGGCGCAAUAUGCAAAACAAUAAACAUAUAAUAAAAGAGUUAGGAAUGAUUAAACUAGAAUUCAAAUAAUAAUUGGAAUUGUUUGAUUUAGAACAGUCCCUCAAUCUGACCAGUUUCGGUAUUCAGAUCGAUGUCAUAGAUGGCCGGGCGUGUGGAGAGUCCCGGCAUUUUGGUAAUAUCACCGCACA